AUGUCAUCCCCUACCAAUCCAUAUGCACCAAGGGUCGGGUGCCCAAUGUGCAGCAUAGUCACUGCAACACCCAAUCCCACUCCGUUGUCCUCGCCCCAUGCUUCCACUUUCCCCAAUGGCUCAUCGCCCACAACUAGUCCAGCUCACCAGAUCAUAUGGAAGGACGAAAACGUCACCGCCUAUGUUGAGAAAAACAACCCAGUGUCUAGCAAAGGACAUAUCAUUAUCCUUCUCAACUUCCAUGUCCCGUCUAUUUACGCUCUAUCAUCUACCGAUCUGCCGCUAUUGGUACACAUCCAGCGUCUGGCCACCCGGCUCCUAACUCAGCUUCACCCUUCGUCGGUCGCCAGCUCAUUCACACCCAAUGAGAACGCCAACCCGCCACCUUCACCUGGUCCGAACGCAGCCCCCAAUCUGCCUCUCACACCUACGUCACCGUUUCGUGUCGGCUUCAUCACUCCGCCGUUCCGGGACAGUAAGAUCCCAGUCACAGAUCACCUGCACGUUCAUGCCUACAUUGGCACUACCGAUCUCGCAGGAUGGUGGCGCGCUAUGGCCUACAGCUCUGUCGGCUGGUACAGUAUUGAGGAUUUGAUUGCUGAAAUCCGUGAACAAACUUCAAACAACCGGGUCCGUUCAACAAAUCCUGAGCGCAAGAACUCACGGCCUAUUGACCGAGUCCCAGACGCGGGAGCGCGCGCCGGUCUGCCCGACGGCCGGGAACUAAAUGACCUCCCCCUGGCAGCUGAUGGACUCGGUGCUGCGGGUGACCGCGGCUCUCGAUCCCCGAGCCGAAGCAGUAGCAUGGACAACCAACCGGGCCCUUCAAGGCGUGACAGCCACAUCCCCUUGAUGCGAGUGACAACCCCGGAUAUUGUUGUCGAGAACGCAGACGAGGGUCCCGUCCGCCGCCGUAGCGAGCCCAAAGGGAGCCCUACUACCUCGAGUAUUCCUCUCAUGCGAACUCCCAGCUCUGGCUCGUCUCCGUCUCCAUCCCCGGCUGCCAUAGCUGUUUGA
Messenger RNA from Rhizoctonia solani, 1017 nucleotides. RefSeq lists its product as uncharacterized. The coding region runs from base 1 to 1017 and encodes 338 amino acids. NCBI's taxonomy places the organism in Eukaryota, Fungi, Basidiomycota, Agaricomycetes, Cantharellales, Ceratobasidiaceae. The record is from RefSeq and is a predicted model, not a curated record. The transcript is spliced from 4 exons.